AUGAAAGGCUCUCCGGCGCCAUGUUGCUGCACAAUGUGAAGCAGUGGCGUGUUGUAGUUUUCUCGGUGUUUUGGGGGAUUUAUUCUGAUUUUUCUGCAGCUUUAUUCUCCCUCUGCGCUCCCACCGGCUCCCAGUACCAAACAGAAAGGGAUUUUUUGCUUUUGAUUCCUUACUUACUUCCUGUUUUUGGUCCGGGGACUCGCAGAGACCAGGAUGAAGCGAAGUGCCAGGAUGAAGACGGAGAGGAGCGGGUUGCCAGCUUGGCGUGUGGAGACGUUGAAGGCCGGCUGAACGCUCUGUUUAAUCGGGUCCAGGCCAUCCAGAAGAAAGCCGGACAGUUUGAUCUGCUGCUCUGCGUCGGAGAGUUCUUUGGGACGACACCUGAGGCCGAGGCAGAGUGGCAGCAGUACAAAACUGGGGCUAAAAAAGCUCCGAUCCACACCUACAUCCUGGGGGCAGCGAGUCAGGAGACGGUGAAAAGUUUCUCGAGCGCCGACGGCUGCGAGCUCGCCGACAACAUCACGUACCUGGGUCGUCGUGGUGUGUUCACGGGCGUCUCAGGACUCCAGAUAGCGUACGUCAGUGGGAGGGAGGCUCUUCAGGACCCCCCGCCCGCUCACUGCUUCACCUCCAAACACCUCUCAGCCCUCGUGGCCCCGCUGACAGGAAACUCCAAGUUCAGAGGGGUCGACAUCCUGCUGACCUCCCAGUGGCCCCGGGGGGUCUGGCACUACGGAAACACCCCGGAAGUGAACACCAAGUUCUGUGGCAGCGGUUCUGUUGCUAACCUGGCGGAUCACCUGAAGCCCAGAUACCACUUUGCUGCUCUGGAGGGGGCUCACUACGAGAGGCUGCCCUACAGGAAUCACGUUGUUCUGCAGGAGAACGCUCAGCACGUCAGCCGCUUCAUCGCCCUGGCCAGCGUCAACAACCCCGCCAAGAAGAAGUAUCUGUACGCCUUCAACAUCGUCCCCAUGAAGGCUCUGGAGGCCUCUGAGCUGGUGAAGCAGCCUCAGGACGUGACGGAGAACCCGUACAGGUUCUGCAGUAAAGACAAGACGGGCAAACAGAGGCCGAGCUUCAACACCACAGAAGAAGAGGAGCCGGCUGGACAGUUUUUCUUCGACCUGAGUAAGAAGCAGGGCGGGGGCUUCAGGGGCCGCGGGAGGAAGAGAGAGGGAGACGGACGAGGAGACUUCCAGAGAGACGAGAACAAACAGCCGCGAAGACACCCUCAACCCACCGGGCCCUGCUGGUUCUGUCUGGCCAGCCCUCAGGUGGAGAAACACCUGGUGAUCAGCAUCGGGACUCACUGUUACGUGGCGCUGGCUAAAGGCAGCCUCACCCCGCUCCACAUGCUGAUCCUCCCCAUCGGACACUACCAGUCUGUGGUGGAGCUGAGCUCUGAGGUGGUGGAGGAGAUGGAGAAAUACAGGGAGGCGCUGAAGAGCUUCUACAAGAGCAAAGGAGCCCGAUGUGUGCUGUUCGAGAGGAACUACAAGAGCCAGCACCUCCAGCUGCAGGUGGUGCCCGUUCCUCUGGACCGCUGCACCACGGAGGAUAUCAAGGAGGCGUUCAUGGUCCAAGCUCAGGAGCAACAGAUGGAGCUGAUGGAGAUCCCCCAACACACUGACCUCAAACAGAUUGCUCCUCCAGGAGUACCGUACUUCUACGUGGAGUUGGACUCUGGGGAGAAACUCUACUAUCGCAUCCAGAAACAUUUCCCUCUGCAGUUUGGGAGGGAGGUGCUGGCGAGCGAGGCGCUGCUGAACAUCCCGACUCGUGCCGACUGGAGGGAGUGUAAACAGACCAGAGAGGAAGAGGAGGAGAGCUGCAAACAGCUGAGGGACGACUUCCAGCCCUACGACUUCAACAUGGAGGACUAACACACACACACACACACACACACACACACACACACACACACACAC
Molecule: messenger RNA, 1931 nt
Organism: Gymnodraco acuticeps
Lineage: Eukaryota; Metazoa; Chordata; Actinopteri; Perciformes; Bathydraconidae
Gene: cwf19l1
Product: CWF19 like cell cycle control factor 1
Exons: 14
Coding region: 21-1886 (621 amino acids)
Biological process (GO): mRNA splicing, via spliceosome
Cellular component (GO): post-mRNA release spliceosomal complex
Molecular function (GO): RNA lariat debranching enzyme activator activity
Source: RefSeq, a predicted model, not a curated record